AUUGGCUUUUGUGAUUAAGCAUAAAGCUGGCCUCUGCUGCGGAUCAGUAUUCUAUCUAUUUCGACUUUCUUUUUUCUUCUGGAUAGAAAGAAGAACUACAACAUGGCAUUUGGUGUUGUAGAUUUCUUCAAGGAUAAGAAUAUGCUAGUGAUCGGUGGCACAGGCUUUCUAGGGAAAGUUUUUAUAGAGAAAAUUCUCCGAGUGCAGCCUGAAGUUGGACAGAUUUUUACUCUAGUGAGGGCAAAAGAUCUAAAAUCUGCCCAGGCCAAGAUCCAAAAAGAGAUGAUAUUCACAGAGUUGUUCAGGCUUUUACAAGAUCGUUACGGAGGAGAGUAUGAGAAUUUCAUGGCACAAAAGAUUAUUCCAGUUGUGGGUGACGUUUCAAUAGACGACUAUCUAGGGAUUGAAGAAGAGCAGAGAGAUGAAAUUUGUUCCAAGGUCGAUAUAGUUGUCAACCUUGCAGCCACCACCAAGUUCUAUGAGAGGUACGAUGUCUCCCUGGGUGUAAACGUGGUUGGGGCUAUUCACGCUAUAAAUUUCUGUAGAAAAUGCAAAAAUCUGCAAAUCCUGAUUCACGUCUCGACCGCGUAUGUAAAUGUAGGGAGGACUGGUAUAAUCGCUGAGGAAACUGUUAAAAUAAGAGCAGGAGUCACAUUUGGGCCAGAUUAUAUAAAAGGAGAAGUGGAUUUGAUAAGAAAGAGUCUGGAGGAGACGACAAGCACUGCUUAUUUAUCUGAUACCAAGGAAGAGAGCAAGCGAAUGAAAGAGCUUGGGCAAGAGAGAGCAAGAAACUUUGGGUGGCCAAAUGUUUACGUUUUCACAAAAGCCGUUGGAGAGAUGAUGGUGGAUCAGCUGAGAGGUGAUCUGCCAGUUGUUAUUCUUCGCCCCGCCAUCAUUGAAAGCACUCUAGCUGAACCAUUCCCCGGAUGGAUGGAAGGCAACAGAAUGCUAGAUCCCCUCAUUACUGGAUAUGGAAAAGGACAAAUAAAGAUAUUUGCUGCAAAGAAGAACUUAAUAAUUGAUGUGGUUCCUGUGGAUAUGGUGGUAAACUGCAUGAUUGCUUGUAUGUACAAACAUGCUAAAGAACCUGAUCUAUUUAUAUAUCAAGUGGCUACUUCUGUUGAAAAUCCAUUGUUCUACGAUGUUGGUGUUACUGCUGCUUACAACUACUUUUUGUUACACCCAUGCAAAACUAAGAAGGGUAAGAUUGUGAAAGUGGAAAGACCUUUUGUGAUAAGGAGUAUGGAAAGUUUUCGACAAUAUAUGAAACUGCAUUACAAGAUCCCAAUCGAGGUGCUUUAUUGUGUGAGCUUGCUUCUUUGUGGCCUUCAAAGACAACAAUAUAAUCAACUACUUUAUAAGUAUAAUAUGGUUAUGAAGUUAGCAACAUUGUACGAGCCUUUUAUUUUCUUUCAAGGAAAGUUUGAUAACUCCAAUACUAAUCGACUGUGGGAGGAAUUAUCUAAAGAAGACCAACAAAAGUUUAUGUUUGAUGUUAAGUGCAUAGAUUGGGCCGAUUAUUUCUUUAAUGUACAUAUUCCAGGGUUGCUUGAAUAUGUUCCUAGUUGACAAAUUGUUGGCCUAGAAAAAAAUAAUGCACAUUUCAUGUGGAGCCGAAGGGCAUGUCAUGCUAGUGUUACUAGGUCACAUUAAAAAGUUUAUGAGGCACUUAUUUCAAAAAUGAAAUAAGAAAACUAAUGCAAACAAGGUCUUUAGUUGACCUUCUCCAAUUUAUCAUUCAUUAUGUUUUCCUUUAAUAUAUUAUUAACUUUUCAUAAAUUA
Molecule: messenger RNA, 1782 nt
Organism: Cryptomeria japonica (Japanese cedar)
Lineage: Eukaryota; Viridiplantae; Streptophyta; Pinopsida; Cupressales; Cupressaceae
Product: fatty acyl-CoA reductase 3
Exons: 10
Coding region: 103-1569 (488 amino acids)
Biological process (GO): long-chain fatty-acyl-CoA metabolic process; suberin biosynthetic process
Cellular component (GO): intracellular membrane-bounded organelle
Molecular function (GO): alcohol-forming very long-chain fatty acyl-CoA reductase (NADP+) activity
Source: RefSeq, a predicted model, not a curated record